AUGGCAGCAAACUUCACUGUUUUCAGUAUUCUUGCAGCUCUCCUUCUUCAGUCGCAUUUCCUGAUCGUAUCUCCCUGCAUGUCUUGCAUCAGUCCAUGGACAAGUUUUGGGAAUCAUUGCUACCUUCUUGUGACGGAUGAGAAGACUUUCGAUGAAGCUGAACAGUACUGUCAGAGUUUGUCACGCCUUGGCAGACCAUCUCAUCUGGCAUCCAUUGUGAGCCAAGAGGAACAUGACUUCCUCCUACUGCUUAUCAAAUCCGUUUACGGAGAAAGUGGCAUGAAAACUUGGUUCGGCUACCGCAAGGACACAUCGAGUGGCUCUCCAACUUGGCGCUUUCUUGAUGACAGCCCUUCACAGGGCUACACCAACUGGUUAAACGGAGGCCCCAGCGGUGAUGGAGAAUGUAUGGAGAUCCUGGAUAUCCCCUCUAACUUCUUGUGGAAUGACGUGGUUUGUGGCUCAUCCCGGGCAUCCGUCUGUAAAAUACCAGCCAGGUACUAA
Asterias rubens (European starfish) is the source of this 504-nucleotide messenger RNA. Its product is annotated as echinoidin-like. The transcript has a single exon. The coding region runs from base 1 to 504 and encodes 167 amino acids. NCBI's taxonomy places the organism in Eukaryota, Metazoa, Echinodermata, Asteroidea, Forcipulatida, Asteriidae. The record is from RefSeq and is a predicted model, not a curated record. Gene Ontology annotation, molecular function: signaling receptor activity.